Microcebus murinus (gray mouse lemur) is the source of this 2192-nucleotide messenger RNA. NCBI's taxonomy places the organism in Eukaryota, Metazoa, Chordata, Mammalia, Primates, Cheirogaleidae. The record is from RefSeq and is a predicted model, not a curated record.
UCCAUUCCAGCAUCCAAAACGAUCGAGAGGUUACCUGCAUAACACAGGAGUGUCCUCCACACGUGUUUUUUUUGCUUAGCUGUUUUACUUUCCGUUUCAGGAAAGUGGCACCAGGGCGUGAGCUGUGCCUCCCGGGGUGAUCACUGCCACCACCCGCUGCACCACGGGUUCGACUACUUCUACGGCAUGCCCUUCACGCUCAUAGACGACUGUGACCCCGACGGCCCGCCCCACCUGGACGCCGCCCUGCGGGCCAAGCUGGGGCGCUACACCCAGGUCAUGGCCUUGGGGGUGCUGACCCUGGCCGCCGCCAACACCUGCAGGCUCAUCUCCGUCCCCCGCAAAGCGGUGGCGGGAGCCGCCGGGCUCGUGCUGCUGUUCUUCCUGUCGUGGUACGCCAGCUUCGGCUUUGUGCGGCGCUGGAAUUGCAUCCUGAUGAGGAACCACGACGUGACCGAGCAGCCCAUGGUUCUAGAAAGGGCGGCGGGUCUCCUGCUAAAGGAAGCUGUCUCCUACAUCCAAAGACAUAAGCAUGAGCCGUUCCUCCUGUUCGUGUCCUUGCUGCAUGUCCACGUUCCCCUCGUCACCACGAAAGCCUUCCGUGGGAAAAGCCGGCACGGCUUGUACGGCGACAACGUGGAGGAGAUGGACUGGCUCGUGGGUGAGAUUCUUAACGCCAUCGAGGAAAACGGUUUGAAGAACACGACCUUCACGUAUUUUACGUCCGACCACGGAGGGCAUUUGGAGGCGAGAGAUGAAGGUGGCAGGCAGCUGGGGGGAUGGAACGGAGUAUACAGAGGUGGCAAAGGCAUGGGGGGCUGGGAAGGCGGGAUCCGCGUGCCGGGGAUUGUCCGCUGGCCCGGGGCGCUGCCGGCCGGACGGGUCGUCGCCGAGCCCACCAGUCUGAUGGACGUGUUCCCCACCGUGGUGCAGCUGGGGGGCGGCCAGGUGCCCCAGGACAGGGUGAUCGACGGCCGCAGCCUGGUCCCCUUGCUGCAAGGAGCGGACGUGCACUCGGCACACGAGUUCCUGUUUCAUUACUGCGGGAAGUACCUCCACGCUGCACGCUGGCACCAGAGGGCGAGCAGAAGGGUCUGGAAGGUGCACUACACGACGCCUCGGUUCCAGCCCGCGGGGGCGGGGGCCUGCUAUGGCCGAGGCAUCUGCCCCUGCUCCGGGGAGGGCGUGACCCAGCACAGCCCCCCUCUGCUCUUCGACCUCUCCGCGGACCCUUCGGAGGCCCGGCCCCUGCGCCCCGACUCGGAGCCCCUGUACCACGCCGUGCUGGCAAGGGUGGGCGAGGCCGUGGCCCGGCACGGGGAGACCCUGAGCCCUGUGCCCGAGCAGUUUUCCGUGAGCAGCAUCAUGUGGAAGCCGUGGCUGCAGCCCUGCUGUGGACUCUUCCCGUUCUGCUCCUGCCAGGAGGACCAGGACGGCGCCCCCCUCGGCCCGGAGCCGUGAGACUGGACGAGAGAACCCGACCGGAUCGUAGGGGGGACCUCUCCCAGCUCGGUCAAUUCCUGCACUUUCUUCACGUAACAGAGGAAAGUUAGAGCGUCUCGGUCUCUACUGCCGAGAACUCACUGAUCUCAAAGGGUUGAUUCACAACCCUGUGCCAGGGUUGAGGACUUGGACAUUACGCCAGCCCUCAUCAUGCUAGUUAGAAAUCGCCGUGGGCGCUGCUGCGUGCGAACAGAGGCUGAGAAUAAGAUCGCCUGAAAUGAGAGAAGGGUGUGUUCUCUCUCAAGUAAAAGGAAACCCAGACGAAGCAACCCAGCGCCAGCAGGCUCCUGCCACCUCCUUGCUCCAUUGUCUUUCACACACAGAGACUCUGCCUCUUGGUGUCGACGUGGCUGCUGCAGCACCGGGCAUCACAUUCCAGAUGUCAGGAAGAAGCAAGAACAAAAGGGAAUCCCUCUUCCCUGCACCAGCCCCUGCAGGGUGGGGAUUAUCUGGAAGCACCAACUCACUCACGACUUCCACUUCCAACAGCCAUGUGUAGAAAUGACUGGAAAUUGGGAAACGCAGUCUCCCCAGGGGGCGACCGCCCGCCCCAGUUGAAAUCAGGUCUACACUAGUCCGCAGGAAGGCAAGAGAAGGCAAAAAUGAAAAUAAAGGGCAUCUAAAGAAGAGAGUGCUCAGUACCAGGUGCCUCUAUUGAGUCGACUAAGGUUUUUGAUGCAUCAUUUUAU